AUGCCAUUAUUUGUUGCUCAAUACCCUAUUGGAAUAAAUUCUCACGUAGAGGCCAUAAUAUUGCAAUUAGAAAUUGGGUCAGAUGAUGUUUGUAUGUUAGGUAUGUAUGGCCCUGGUGGAGUGGGUAAAACAACCAUUGCAAAAGCUAUUUAUAACAAAAUAUUAGAUCAUUUCGAAGGAAGCAGCUUUUUGGAAAAUGUUAGAGACAAGUCAGGGACAUUUGAUGGCAUUAUCCAACUACAAGAGAUACUUCUUCGUGAGACCCUAGGGAUGAAUGGACAACUGAAGGUGUGCAGUGAAUCGAAAGGAGCCAUUGCGAAAGAGAACAUACUUCGCCAUAAAAAAAUUCUUCUAAUUCUCGAUGAUGUGGAUAAAUUAUACCAAAUAGAAAGAUUGAUUGGAGGAUUUGAUUGGCUUGCUUCUGGAAGUCGAAUAAUUAUAACAACAAGAAAUAAACAUUUCUUACAAACUUUAAGAAUAUGUCAUUCAACAUACGAGGUUAAGGAAUUAGAUGAUCAUGAAGCUCUUGAACUAUUUAGUAUGCAUGCCUUUCAUAAAAACAAACCCGAGGAAGAUUAUUCAAAUCUUACUGAUCAGGUUAUAUGUUAUGCCAAGGGCCUUCCAUUAGCUCUAUCAAUAAUUGGUUCCAAUUUGCAUGGAAGAAGUGAAAUAGAAUGGAAAAGUGCAUUAGAUAAGUACAAAAUGAUUCCUGACAAAGAUAUUCAAAAAGUACUCCAAGUAAGUUAUCAAGGAUUGGAUGAAACAGAGCAAGAUAUUUUUCUCGAUCUUGCAUGUUUCUUCAAGGGUAUUUACAAGGAUUAUGUUGUAGAUAUACUAAAUUCUUGCAAUCUAUACCCAGUUAUUGGUAUUAAAAAUCUUAUAGAUAAGUGUCUCAUAAAUGUUGAUCAAUUUAACAAAUUAUGGAUGCAUGACUUGCUACAACAAAUGGGUAGAGAGAUUGUUCAACAGGAAUCGCCAAAAAUACCUGGAUUACGUAGCAGACUAUGGUGUUAUAAGGAUGCUUUUGAAGUACUAACGGAAAAUAAGGGAUCUGAUAACAUUCGAGGCAUAACAAUAAUCUCGCCUAAACUAGCAAAGUUGCAACUGAAAGCUAAAUGUUUUGAAAAGAUGGGAAAUCUCAAGUUCCUUUUGGUUGGUAAUGUUGAUACUUGUGGAGAUCUUGAAUAUCUUCCCAAUGGAUUAAGGGUGCUUGAUUGGUCUAGAUUUCCUUCAUCUUCCCUACCAUCCAAUUUUCGUCCUCACAACCUUCUUGUACUUGACAAGCCACAAAGUCCCGUUAUAUUGGACAAGAUUUUCGAGUUUAGAAGAAAGUUAGAGGUUCCACAAAAUACAAAAUAUGAAGACAACAUAUUAAUGGAUUCGCAUUCACAUCGCAAAUUAUCGCAUCAGAUUGAUUACUCUUCCAAGAUUGAUUUCUCUCACUCCCUCAUCAAGCCCCUAAGCACUCUACAUGCGUUUAUGAUGGAUUCUAUAAUGGAUUAUGAAGAGUCAUAUAAUAUUAUAGUAACAGGAAAGAAGAUUCCAAAGUGGUUUAACCAUCAAAGUAUUGAAAGUUCCAUAUCAUUUUGGAUUGGUCCUAAAUUUCCAACAAUUGCGGUUUGUUUCGUUUUUCAUCUAGUUCCGUUGAAGGACAGUUAUGCUAAUAAUGAUAAGUAUGGUUCUAUUCAUAAUGAUGAAAUUUGUUGGAAUUGUCAUGUCAACAUUUUCACCAACGAUCAUACGCAACCUUUGACAUUGCAGAGGGACUUUUACAGUAUGAAGUGUGAUCAUCUGUGGUUUUACAGUAAUUCUCAUAGCAAAUUUCAGCGGUUUUUCAGAAACAUGAUGCAAGGUGAUCGGAAUCUUGUUGAGAUUUCAUGUAAAAUCUCUUGGUGGAGUAGUAGAAACAAAAAAUUUGCUCCUGUGAUUGCAAGGAUGGGGGUACAUGCAGAAUGCAUUUGUCAUCCUCCAAAUUCUGUUAUCAUCGAUGACAACUCUGACUACUUUGAAAAUGUUGAUGACAGCUCUGAUGACAAUUGA
Quercus robur (English oak) is the source of this 2040-nucleotide messenger RNA. Its product is annotated as disease resistance protein RUN1-like. The record is from RefSeq and is a predicted model, not a curated record. Gene Ontology annotation, molecular function: ADP binding. Lineage: Eukaryota; Viridiplantae; Streptophyta; Magnoliopsida; Fagales; Fagaceae. The coding region runs from base 1 to 2040 and encodes 679 amino acids. Gene Ontology annotation, biological process: defense response. The transcript has 3 exons.